GUUGAAGUUUCCGCACAGAGACGACUCUCACCGUCUUUUCCACAUCAUUCACCAAGUUCCGCUUCCACCUUCUCCCGUCAUCUAUCACCCUACCACACCUCGGCCCAUCACUCGAGAGCCUUAGUUCGAACGAGCAUUACUAAGUCGACCAUGGCCGGAGUAUCAGUGUUGAAAACAGCAAACGACACUGAGCGCAAGUCAGCCCGAGACUCACCCGAGAGGGGCACCAAACGGAUAAGGACACAAUCGCUUCCUCCGCCGGACCUGCCCAAGCUCGUCGCCGAACAGCACGCCCCGAUACCCAGCAGCGACAAGGAUACGCAGCGGCUAAUAGUCGUCCUGUGCAAUGCGACGCUCGAGACGUACAAAGCGUCACACGGAUCUGGCCGCGGCCCUGGAGGUAGAGAGGAGAAAUACAACCUGCUGAACAGUGACGAUCACAUUGGCGUGAUGCGGAAGAUGGGUCGGGACAUCAGCGAGGCACGGCCAGACAUCACCCAUCAGUGCCUGCUGACCCUACUGGACUCGCCGAUCAACAAAGCUGGCAAGCUUCAGAUCUACAUCCAGACCGCACGCAACGUACUCAUCGAGGUGAGCCCGACCGUGCGAAUUCCGCGGACAUUCAAGCGGUUUGCUGGGCUCAUGGUCCAGCUCCUCCACAGACAUCAGAUUCGUUCAACCACCUCCAACGAGAAGCUCAUCCAGGUCAUCAAGAAUCCCAUCACGGACCAUUUGCCCCCCAACUGCCGGAAGGUCACGCUCAGUUUCGACUCCGAAGUGGUACGUGUACGCGACUAUAUCCAAGGCCUCAACAAGAAUGAGAGCAUCGCAGUGUUCAUUGGAGCCAUGGCCAAAGGCAACGACGAUUUCGCGGAUGCCAUCAAGGACGACACCAUUGCUAUCAGCCAGUUCAACCUCAGCGCUAGCGUUGCAUGCAGCAAGUUUUGUCACGCCGCAGAGGACGUAUGGGGAGUCAUCUAGCCGGCCCGAUCAGACCUGGCCUAUCCUCACAGGACACGCCGUUUGGCCGCCUAUCGUCGAUUCGAGCGAAUCGGACAUCCGGAUUACGAGAGAGAUUGAGGCACAGGAGUGCACUUUCUAGCGGGACGCGCAUCUAGGCUUAGAUCGCAACAUCGACAGCCGAUGCGGUUACUGCUUUUUGUUUUUGAGCGUCUGUCUGAGUUUUCUUUUACAACAAAACAAUACUCGGCCUCAACGUCCAAAACCACCCUUC
Messenger RNA from Trematosphaeria pertusa, 1234 nucleotides. RefSeq names its product Nep1-domain-containing protein. The record is from RefSeq and is a predicted model, not a curated record. Bases 151 to 981 code for a protein of 276 amino acids. Gene Ontology annotation, molecular function: rRNA (pseudouridine) methyltransferase activity; rRNA binding. The transcript is spliced from 4 exons. Gene Ontology annotation, cellular component: nucleolus; small-subunit processome. Gene Ontology annotation, biological process: rRNA base methylation. NCBI's taxonomy places the organism in Eukaryota, Fungi, Ascomycota, Dothideomycetes, Pleosporales, Trematosphaeriaceae.